GUUCGGCGGGUGCGGGGGGGUUGGGGGGGCAAACCUGAGGGGUGGGGCGAUAGGGAGGAGCUUAGGCGACGAGGAAAGGAGUAUUCGGUGUGGGGGGCGUGUGUGAGGAAAGGGGAGAGAGAGUGAGAGUGAGUGUGGACGGCGGGCCCGGGAGCACAGGCCCGGCCAGACCCGGCGCGCCUCAGCACCCACUCCCCCGGCCCCCCCACACUCUGCACCGGGGAGGGGCAUGACAAGAGCGAGUCAACAGCCACCCUGGGGAGCCCGAGCUGCCGCCAUCUUCGGGUUACAAGGGAACUGCACUUUCCUACCUCCAGCCGUGCUUCCCGUUAAAUAAUUGUUUUUCGUCCAACUGAAGCUGAGUGGAACUGCAGAUGGAGCAAGUUGACAGCGUUAUUAUAAUAAGUGACACCGAAGGAGACAAUGAAGAUGAAACUUCAGUCUUCAUUGUAGAAGACUCUCCAGAAGCUUUGGACACAUCCAAGGAUAAAAGCACUGAAGUAAUUGAUGAAGAAUGUGGGCUUGCCAUUACCUACAGCAAAAAGGGCAAUGUAAUGCCACACGCACGAUAUGACUGUGUAGAACAAGACUUUACGCGAACAGAAAAUGAGGUAUCUGGGCCUACUGGUAGCAAUUUAAAGUUCUGUGACCAGUGCUAUUGUUAUAUCUGUGACAAACUUGCUUCUGAGUGCCAAUACUGGAACCUUCCUUCAUUUUGUCAUUGCAACGCUCACAAUAAAAGUAAAUAUUGGAAAGCACACCGGGAUGUCGCACUAACUGGUGCACUCUCAAUAUUCAACUUCGAUCUAGUUGACAUUGAUUCAGAACUUCGACAUGGAGGUGCUUUAUUGCAGACAUUUUGUUUAGAGCUUGCGUUGGAAUAUAAUAAUUAUAUGAUGGGAAUAAUAACAUCUCGGAGCUCCUUGAUCCCGUGCAUUUGUUCCUGUCACAAUCAGUUUAAAAUAUUUUGUGAAAUGUGCCAGAUGAACCAUGUGGAGAUCCAACUCUACAGUUACACACCAGUGUUUAAUAUGGUGAACAAGUUUCUACAUCAAACAGAGAAGGAGAAGCCAAAAACAGCUGCCAUCAUGAUGAUCGGAGUGGCAAAAGAAAUUCUUCUUCACAAACAACCUCCACAGGAAGUUUUCAAUAAAAAUGAUCAGACCUCAACUCCUAGCCAGGCGGUGCCAAUAUUUAUGCACAGAAUCACCGGUGCGUUGCAAAGGAUGCUUGUGUUGAAUGACUUCCCUCCUUAUCUGUUUAACAAGUUGAAAACCUUCUAUAAAUCCCUUGUACUUCCUUCACAUUGCUUUAUCUUUACAAAUAGUCUUAAUGUACUAUCAUGGGAGGAUCCAUUCCUGACUUCUAUUCUCAGGGGUCAAAAUAUCACUGGGCAACGACAAAAGAAAGGCAGAAAAGAGACGUUUUGGGAGGACUUCCCUGUUGUGCACGCACGGGUGGAAAGGAUGGAAGCAAGAGAAGAGUACAGAGAGUUGGUUCGAUACCUACGAGUGAUAAAAUGCAAUGAUACAUUAAAGUUACGAGCCCUGCGUGACAAAGUUCCCUUCUACUUCUGCAAGUAUGGAGAUUUUAAUUCGGCUGCGCAGUCAUUUCAUCUAAGUACCAGCCUUACGUGCUGCAUCGCGUGCCGUUUAACACCGUACCAGUACAAGGUGUACUUAAAAAUUCUCAGGACCGGAACUGUACCUACUACUUGUGAACUUUCAGACAGUGGGCAAUGGGUGCAUGUGGAAGGUGGUAAAUUGUUGAAGAGCUGUAUACUGUUAAAAUGUUCACUCAGGAUCUUAUUUGUCAAUGCCGUUCUCUACAGAGAUGUUCACUGCUGGAGCCGACUGAUUCAAAUUCACUGCAAUUAUUUUUCAAUGGAAGCUGAUGUACUACAAGUGCCCCCAGCUGGAUUUGUGAAAAACACUGCUAUCCUUGCUGCAUCAGUUCUUGCAGAUCUGAAAAGUGGAAUAGUCGGCUUGCCUAAACCAUUUUCCUCAGUGCUUCAUCGGGAGGCUACGUUGAUUCUGGUGACAAUGGCUGCUGCUCAGAUGUUGCAUAAGAACAUCUCCAUGAUGAAAUUAGUUCUGCCAUUAAUUGUAGCUUAUGGGAAGAAUUUCUGGGCUCUGAAGCUCCUAUUUGACAGCCUGAGCACGAAAGAGGAAAUCCUGCACAAUUUCUGCGCCAUGCUGAGCAACAACAUUUAUAUACAUAGAAGCAUGAUGAUUGAUGUGGUUAAGUGUCACGAUGCCAACUAUGUCUCUGACCUUGUGACUCUCUUUCUGUCUUUUGAACAAACUACCGUUCAAUCCUUGAGCAUUCCUGUUCUCAACGUUCUUGUGGAGGAGUGGCAUGAAUUCAAAACUAAGGAACAUCUAUGGAUACAAUCUCUUCAUACUUUCCUACAGACUAAGGUUGUUCCAGCCAUGGAGAUGGUCAACACUGCACAGUUUACUGAAUUACGGAAUAAACUAAAUCGGAUACUUUAAAGCCAAUGUUGUCACAUCCUAGAAACCAUCCACAAGCCAUGGACGGUGGAUUGCCAUGGCAAUGGACCUUGUUACACUAUGACUGCGAAAGUUGCUCCCGAAACCUAUUGCAAUGACUUUAAAAUUUAAUCCGCAUUUUCAUACAAACCAAGGAAACGAGGCACAAAUAGAAAGCCUGCAGCUUUGAAAAAUUUUGUUACCUUUUGAUAUUUUUCCAGGUUUAUAAAAUAGUCGGUGAAGAUAUUUGCGUUUUAUUACGAAACUGUUUAAAAUAUUGGCUCCGAGGAUUUCUAUAGGUAGAGCUAAUUUAUCCUGAUUUUGUUGUUACCAUUUUUAAUGAUAUUGUGCUCCAAUUGUCAGGGAUAUUUGGGGAGAGAGUGGAGGGAACUAAAUCGAGCAAGAAGUGGUUGUGGAGAGAUGGGAGGGAGCAGGGUAGCCUUAUAAAUAUUUAUUUAUUUUCACUUUCUUAGUGAAUGUUCACGAAAGGUAUAGUGCGAGCAUACUUGUUUUUCGGUAUUGACUCGUGCACCUUAAACAAAGAGAAUAACGCAAAAUGCCAUUCUUAAAAUAGAAAUACCUGGGAGGUUAACAAAGGCCACCUUUCCGCCUUGAGUUAUUUUGAUGCUUCUUGGUUAUCAUUAUUGUAGACAGUGGUCGGACAGAAACAUAGACAGUUUAAGAAGGGGUUAAAUUGCUCACAAAGUCUUUGUCAAGAAAAGAUUUGUCUAGUUGGAGAUAAUGUACGCCCUCAACUUUUUUUACCAGGGAUGGCUUGAUGAAGAAAAAUCAAACGCCUCAAUCUCUGCCUAGGGUUCAAUAAUUCAAAAUCAACAUGCAAGUGUCAUCCAGCGAAUGACCAAUAAUUCUACAUGGAAAAAUGGAAGUGCCCAACAGAAUUCAUCUCCCCACCCCCCUCCCGUUUUAAAUAACAUUUAACAAACUCCUUCGACCAAAAAGAUUGUUAAAUGUUCCUGGUUUAUACAGCCCUGUGUUUGAAAGAGUUGAGUCAAAAUUUGUUCCCAAUGUGCUAAUUUUUUUUUUAAAAACAUGUUGGUUGUGGUUAAUGUUAUUAGCACAGUCGUCACCACUAAGUCGAGAUUAUGGUUAGAAGUCCUGCAACAGACUCUUCAGCAUAGAAACUAAACCAACCUGUCAAUAGAGUACUGAGAAAGUGUUGCCUGAUAGAUAAUUAACAAGGGCACACUCCACACAUGUGUGAACAUCAAGUUACUGUUGUGGGAUCGUUUGGGGGAAGUGGAGAGGGUUUUCACCUGUGACUGGUCAAAAGUUAUCCUUUUAACAAUAUCGCCAAACCAGAUUAUGUGCUUAUUGUAUCAUUGAUGUUCGUGGGAACCUGUGCUUCCCAAAAUGGCUCCCGUAUUUCCUCCAUUACAGCUCGGGUUACAUGAAAAAAACAUAUUUCAUUGAGUGUAGACAAGGAACCACAGAUGCUGGAAUCUUGUGCAAAGUGCCGGAGUAACUCCGUGGGUCUGGCAGCAUCUGUGGAAUGAAUGAACAGGCAACGUUUUGGAUCGGGACACCUUUUCACACUGAUUGUAGUCGGGAGAUGCUGUAUCUCCUUUCCUGCAUUCCCCUUUCCUCCCCCUCACAUCCACCCCCCCCCUUCCCCUCCUCCACACUGCAAUCAGUCUGAAGAAGGGUCCUAAUCCGAAACUUCACCUGCCCAUUCCCUCCACAGAUGCUGCCUGACUUGCUGAGUUACUCAAGCACUGUGUUUCACUGAUUGCAAAACAGUUUCACGGCAUCACAGAAGUCCUGUAUCAAUCUAAGCCUUUCCCAUUCAGGAUCUUGUGUGCCAUUGUGUAGACAUUUUGUGCUGUGGAGAUGGGAAAUAACAAAUACACACAACUCUUGAUCAAAUACUCAACUAAUUUUAAUUUGUAUUGGUUAUAAUUAUAAUGCAGAAUUUUCCAUUAAUUUAAGUAUUGGUUCCAUUGCCAACCUGUGAGCUUAGAUAUAAUGUAUAGGAAAGAACUGCAGAUACCGGUUUGAAUCGAAGGUAGACACAAAAUGCUGGAGUAACUCAGCGAGUCAGGCAACAUCUCUGGAGAGAAGGAACGGGUGACGUUUUGGGUCUGAAUUUCGAACAUAAAAUGCUCCAAUUUAGUGUCUCGCUUCGAUAUACUCUUCUGCAGCAGAACAAUGUUGCAAGAGUUAAGCUUCAAUCUGACGAAGGGUCCCGACCCUAAACGUCACUUAUUCAUUUGCUCCAAAAAUGCUGCGUUACUGACCCGCUGAGUUACUCCAGUAUUUUGCGUCUGUCUUUGAUAUCAACCAGCAUCUGCAGUUCCUUGUUAAGGCAACGUUUUUGUGCUACGGCUUGCUAAUCUGAUUCAGCUCUCCAUUUAAUGUUCUGUUUUACCAUCUAGCAAACUCAAUUUGUAUUUAAAAACAUUGUCAAGCUGAUGAUUAUUUGAUGAAAGAUUUACGUCAACCAGUUUGAUUUUGGAGAAGGUUGAUAAUGGGAGCAGCAUGCGAGUGUUUGAGUCCAUUUUGGUCGUAUUUGACUUUACCUUUUUCCGUUUGGCACUUUCCUGCAGAGUAAACCUCUUAAUUCAAUAUAAUUUCAUGGAUCUUCAGUGAUGAUGGUUCUAAAAAAGAACAAAAUCUUUAACCUUCAGGACAUUCCCUUUAAAAAAAAAUUCAUCUGAAUUUUGUAAAUGCUGAGGUAUUGUACAGUUACAUAACUUGACUUUGAUAUGGUUUCUGGUUGAAGUUGAAUACAUGACACUUUGGCCUAUUGUCCUGUGGUUUGUAUGUAUAUAUUACUGUGGCAAAAGCCAAGCCUGUUUGCAAAUAACGAUUCUUGUAGAAGCUAAAUAGUUGACUCGUGUCAAAGUACUUUGUUCCAAUUUUUUUAAAGAAAGCCUUAUAUAUUCUUCUAGCGUUUCUGUACCAUUCAUAUCUUUUAAAAUCUGUAUUUGUAUGUAAUCGCUCAAUAAAUUUUUCAAUUCCGUUUCUAAAAAAAUAA
Leucoraja erinaceus (little skate) is the source of this 5487-nucleotide messenger RNA. RefSeq lists its product as uncharacterized. The coding region runs from base 375 to 2495 and encodes 706 amino acids. The record is from RefSeq and is a predicted model, not a curated record. Lineage: Eukaryota; Metazoa; Chordata; Chondrichthyes; Rajiformes; Rajidae. The transcript has 20 exons.